AUGGUGUCCCAAAAAUCAAGCAGCUGGACGGCCCUAUUCACAUUCCUUACCUUUGCCGACUUCCUAAUACUAACCCUGGCACAAGCCCCUACCUCAAAUACAACCACAACCACCACCACCGCUGUCCCCUACUCUGCCUUCUUCGACUCAGAAGUCUAUCCCGACGGCGCCGGCGUGGACUUAACCAAAGGCCUAAACAACCCCACCGUCGUCGCCGUCAACGUCCCAGAAGGCCCAGACCAACAAGACCUAUUCUUCCACUUCUCAGCACCUGCAGAAAGACACUCAUGGGUCGGCUUCGGGCUCGGUGACCGCAUGGCCGGAUCGCUUAUGUUCAUCAUCUAUCGAUCUGAGAAUAGUACGAGGAAUGUCACGGUUUCUCCGAGGAUUGGUUCGGGGCAUAGUCCGCCGAAAUUCACGGCGGAUGUUGGCGUGAAUGCCCUUGAGCUCAGUGGGGUUGAUGAGAAGAAUCGCUUUGUGGUGAAUAUGCAGUGUACGAAUUGUCGACAGUGGGAUGGAGGGAGUGUCAAGAUCACGAAUGGGACGAAGGUCGCUCAGCCCGUGUUUUAUGCUCUGGGACCGGAUGUUGAGCUAGAGUCAGAUGACGAGAGUGCUGCGGUCAGACAGCAUGAACGUGAGCCGGAAAUGUUGGAUCUCUUUCUUGUUCCUGGUGCAGCUGGUGUGCCGAUCAUUGAGGAUGAUCCAUCAGAGCCUCGGAGAGUAAGCGGAGGAGCUGGUGGGACUCAUGAGAGCCCUGGAAGCGGAGGCAAGAGUCCUAUGGUAUCGCUGGCUUUGCACGCCUUCUUCAUGUGCUUUGCCUUCUCACUCAUCUUCCCAGGUGGCUAUAUGCUGCUUCGGGUAUUUGAGAAGAGCUUCGGUCAUCCCCAUCAGAUCCUCGGAUUUGUCGUUGUGUUCUUAGUCCUUGCAGCCUGGACGUUAGGUUUGGUGGGACACAGACUGUACAUGAAGACGCAAACGCCUUCGCCAUUGAUAAAAGUGCAUCGAGUUGUUGGCCCGCUAGCCAUUCUGCUAGGUUUCGCCAAUGCCUGUGUUGGUUUUGCCUGGGCAGGCAUGACUAGGACGAUUGUGGUGUAUGCCAUCUUCAACCUCCUUGUCGCCACGGUUGUCGGAAGCUUGGUGUUCUGGAAGAAGAGGCGAGCAGUAAGGAAGGCUGCAACGAACAGCCAUGCUGCCUCCAACUUUCGGGAAGGUGCUCAGGCUAACUUCGAACAUGGACCAGCUGUGUAUGUUGGUGGCCCACCUCCAGGAUACAAUGGUCAGAUGGACGUGCCGAUGCACAGUAUUCGUCCCAACAAGUAG
Messenger RNA from Lithohypha guttulata, 1320 nucleotides. RefSeq lists its product as uncharacterized. Bases 1 to 1320 code for a protein of 439 amino acids. The transcript is spliced from 2 exons. The record is from RefSeq and is a predicted model, not a curated record. Lineage: Eukaryota; Fungi; Ascomycota; Eurotiomycetes; Chaetothyriales; Trichomeriaceae.